ACUAGUGGCAAGAGGCACACUCCUGCUCUUGCAGGGGAAGUCUGACACCUUGAGGACGGCAGAGGGGGUGCUGGGAGCCCAGAGGAGCCGGAGUGGGAGAAGCUUUGAGAGUUACGGCGUGGGGGUGGGGGUUACUUUUUUCAAGUCUGGCGACCUGCCGCCUGGGUGCUGGUUUACUGGGAUGGGAGCAGGGCGUUCAGAAGCCGGUCCUGACGCGAACUGAAGUCGGACAACCUGCAGAGCCCGCCCGAAGCCUGGAGGUGUGUCUGGCGUACAUCCAGGACCGCAGAGUGCGUUCCGGCCACCGACGUGGCCAGAGGAGGGCUGGCUUGUGGUCAGCUUGCCUGCCCAACUGGCUGACCUCAAGCAGUUGGCCCAGAGCAGCGGAGGUUAAUCCCAGGCAGCCGAGUCGGAGACCUGCCCGCGCGCGGGUCCCCUCCAUCCACCGCCGCGCAGAGCGGUGCGUGGGACGCGCAUCUUCACAGCUGUCCCUUCUGAGCAGGGACUGGGCAGACCCUGAGUCAGGCAGCCGCCCGGGACGGAAGGCGAGGUGCCCUCCUCUGGGCUCAGCGCUGUCAGCCGUGAGAACGUUAACUUUACCCCGAGGGAUCAGUGGGGGCGGGGGUGGGCGAGGUUCUCCUCCCCUGGCGCUCACCUCCUCCUCCAGAGCCUCCCCUCCCCCGCCUCCCAUGGCAUCGUUCUCAGAGGAUCCUCACUCCGCCCAGUUCGGUGCCAGCUGCGUGGGCUCCAGCUUCGUGCGUUUUCCUUGGAAUGCUCCAAAACUCGGCAACGACUAAGGAAAUCCCAUUGGAAUUUGCCGGACGUGCUCUCACCCGGCGUAGCACCCGUGCCGCCCGUCCUCGGAUCGAUCCCUCUCCAGCCAGAAGAUUGCAACUUUCCAGGUGGGUAGAGGUCUGUCUCCUGAACUAGACAGUAAACUCCUUUAAGAAACCCAGAGGAUGCUCAAAAAAUGUAGACAAAGAAAUAGCAUGGCAUGAAACAUGGCUCAGUUCUAUUACAAAAGAAAUGUUAAUGCCCCCUACAGAGAUCGCAUCCCUCUAAGGAUAGUUCGAGCAGAAUCGGAACUCUCACCGUCAGAAAAAGCCUACUUAAAUGCUGUGGAAAAGGGAGAUUAUGCAAGCGUCAAGAAAUCCCUAGAGGAAGCUGAAAUUUAUUUUAAAAUCAAUAUUAAUUGCAUUGAUCCUCUUGGAAGAACUGCUCUCCUCAUUGCAAUUGAAAAUGAGAACUUGGAGCUCAUUGAACUGCUCUUAAGCUUUAAUGUCUAUGUCGGAGAUGCUCUAUUACAUGCUAUAAGGAAAGAAGUCGUCGGCGCUGUUGAGCUGUUACUGAACCACAAAAAGCCCAGUGGAGAAAAACAGGUGCCUCCCAUUCUCCUUGAUAAGCAGUUCUCUGAAUUCACUCCGGACAUUACACCAAUCAUUUUGGCAGCCCAUACAAAUAAUUAUGAGAUAAUAAAACUUUUAGUUCAAAAAGGAGUCUCGGUACCCAGACCCCAUGAGGUCCGCUGUAACUGUGUUGAAUGCGUCUCCAGCUCAGACGUGGAUAGCCUCCGCCACUCACGCUCCAGACUCAACAUCUACAAGGCCUUGGCCAGUCCCUCUCUCAUCGCACUGUCAAGUGAAGAUCCUUUUCUCACAGCCUUUCAGUUAAGUUGGGAGCUUCAGGAACUGAGUAAGGUGGAAAAUGAAUUCAAGUCAGAGUAUGAGGAGCUGUCACGACAGUGCAAACAAUUUGCUAAGGACCUACUGGAUCAGACAAGAAGUUCCAGAGAACUGGAAAUCAUUCUUAAUUACCGAGAUGACAAUAGUCUCAUUGAAGAACAAAGUGGAAAUGAUCUCGCAAGACUAAAAUUGGCCAUUAAGUACCGUCAAAAAGAGUUUGUUGCCCAGCCCAAUUGCCAACAGCUGCUUGCAUCUCGGUGGUACGAUGAGUUCCCAGGCUGGAGGAGAAGACAUUGGGCAGUGAAGAUGGUGACAUGUUUCAUAAUAGGACUUCUUUUUCCUGUCUUCUCUGUGUGCUACCUUAUAGCUCCUAAAAGCCCACUUGGACUGUUCAUCAGAAAGCCAUUUAUCAAGUUCAUCUGCCAUACAGCAUCCUAUUUGACUUUUUUGUUCCUGCUGCUGCUUGCCUCUCAGCACAUCGACAGGUCAGACUUGAACAGGCAAGGUCCACCACCAACCAUCGUCGAGUGGAUGAUAUUACCGUGGGUCCUGGGUUUUAUAUGGGGAGAAAUUAAACAAAUGUGGGAUGGCGGACUUCAAGAUUACAUCCAUGAUUGGUGGAAUCUAAUGGAUUUUGUGAUGAACUCCCUAUACUUAGCAACAAUCUCCUUGAAAAUCGUUGCAUUUGUAAAGUACAGUGCUCUUAAUCCACGAGAAUCUUGGGACAUGUGGCACCCCACUUUGGUGGCUGAAGCUUUAUUUGCCAUUGCAAACAUCUUCAGUUCUCUGCGCCUGAUCUCACUAUUUACCGCAAAUUCUCACCUGGGGCCUCUGCAAAUAUCCCUGGGAAGAAUGCUCCUGGACAUUUUGAAGUUUCUAUUCAUAUACUGCCUCGUGUUGCUAGCAUUUGCAAAUGGCCUGAAUCAACUAUACUUCUAUUAUGAAGAAACGAAAGGGUUAAGCUGCAAAGGCAUACGAUGUGAAAAGCAGAAUAAUGCAUUUUCAACGUUAUUUGAGACACUCCAGUCCCUAUUUUGGUCAAUAUUUGGGCUCAUCAAUUUAUAUGUGACCAAUGUCAAAGCACAGCAUGAAUUCACUGAGUUUGUUGGUGCCACCAUGUUUGGGACAUACAAUGUCAUCUCUCUGGUUGUCCUACUCAACAUGUUAAUAGCUAUGAUGAAUAAUUCUUACCAACUUAUUGCUGACCAUGCAGAUAUAGAAUGGAAAUUUGCUCGAACAAAGCUUUGGAUGAGUUACUUUGAAGAAGGAGGUACCCUGCCUACUCCCUUCAAUGUCAUCCCGAGCCCCAAGUCUCUCUGGUACCUGAUCAAGUGGAUAUGGACACAUCUGUGCAAGAAAAAGAUGAGAAGAAAACCAGAAAGUUUUGGAACAAUUGGGGUAAGAACACAGCAUAGACGAGCUGCUGAUAAUUUAAGAAGACAUCACCAAUAUCAAGAAGUUAUGAGGAAUCUGGUGAAGCGGUACGUGGCUGCCAUGAUCAGAGAUGCCAAGACUGAAGAAGGUCUGACGGAAGAGAACUUUAAGGAACUAAAGCAAGACAUUUCUAGUUUCCGCUUCGAAGUCCUGGGGUUACUAAGAGGAAGUAAACUAUGUACGGUGCAAUCCGCUCACGCCGCGACGGAGUCUUCCAACUCAGCUGACUCUGAUGAAAAGAGCGAUAACGAAGGAAGCAGCAGGGACAAGAAAAAGAACUUCAGCCUUUUCGAUUUAACCACCCUGAUUCAUCCGAGAUCGGCAGCAAUUGCCUCUGAAAGACACAACAUAAGCAAUGGCUCCGCCCUGGUGGUGCAGGAGCCCCCGAGGGAGAAGCAGAGAAAAGUGAAUUUCGUGACUGAUAUCAAAAACUUUGGGUUAUUUCACAGACGAUCAAAACACAACGCUGCUGAGCAAAAUGCAAACCAAAUCUUCUCUGUUUCAGAAGAGAUGGCUCGUCGACAGGCUGAAGGACCACUGGAGAGAAAUAUUCAACUGGAAUCCCGAGGCUUAGCUUCACGGAGUGACUUGAACAUCCCCGGCCUCAGUGAACAAUGUAUAUUAGUAAACCAUCGAGAAAGGAACACAGACACCCUCGGUUUACAGGUAGGCAAGAGAGUGUGUCCGUUCAAGUCAGAGAAAGUGGUCGUGGAAGACACCGUUCCAAUAAUACCAAAGGAGAAGCGCGGGAAGGAAGAGGACUGUAGCGUAGACUAUGACGUAAACCUCACUGACACGGUCACCCACGAGGACUAUGUGACAACAAGAUUGUGAUACUUGAAGGAGGAAGUGUAUAUCCUGCAUACACGUAUUUUCCGUAGUGGUCUGGGUGGGGGGAGAUGUUUAAAAGUGAAUUAGCAAAUGCUAACGUACACUUUAUAGCAUUUAUUAACUGUGGCAUAUUAAUGUGUAACAAGUUUAAUUAAGGCAAAGGCUAUCAAAAACCUUUGUUUUGUAGCCUGCUUUUGCUUUCACAAUUUGUUUUACAAUUUUUUUGUUAAUAAAUAAACGCACCUUGUAUUCUUGUACUGUUGCA
Equus quagga is the source of this 4212-nucleotide messenger RNA. RefSeq names its product transient receptor potential cation channel subfamily C member 4 (gene TRPC4). NCBI's taxonomy places the organism in Eukaryota, Metazoa, Chordata, Mammalia, Perissodactyla, Equidae. Gene Ontology annotation, biological process: regulation of cytosolic calcium ion concentration; calcium ion transmembrane transport; manganese ion transport. The record is from RefSeq and is a predicted model, not a curated record. The coding region runs from base 1002 to 3950 and encodes 982 amino acids. Gene Ontology annotation, cellular component: cation channel complex; membrane. Gene Ontology annotation, molecular function: inositol 1,4,5 trisphosphate binding; protein binding; store-operated calcium channel activity. The transcript has 12 exons.